AGUAAACAACACAAGCGCUAGCGCCUUUCGCAGCAUUCACAUGUUCAUGUUGCUGGAGUUACAACCUCAGCACAGACGAGUAUUAAUUAAUUAAAUUAUUAAACAACAAUGUCUUCAGCUGAGCAUUUUAAAGAGUUUAUAAACGACCGUCUCGCUGCUGCUGCGGAAGAAAUAUUCAGAGUUUUUAAGAAAACAGUGACCGAGUAUGAAGAAGAGAUCGGCCGUCAGCGCAGACUGCUGGAUAUCGUUUGGAAACCUGAGAUAAAGAUUCACAGGAUAGAUCUCCCACAGCAACAAGUCUUAAAGGAGGAGGACGUUCUCGCCGACUCCAGUCUGGAUGAAGAGGACCCACAGCUUCCACAGAUUAAAGAGGAACAAGAGGAACUCUGCACCAGUCAGGAGAGAGAGCAGCUUGAACCAAAGCAGGAGGCUGAUGCCUUUACAUUGACUCCUACAGAUGAGGAAAGUGACCACGGUGAAGAUCUGACUCUGAACUUCAACCCUGAUGAAGCUCUAAAUACAGCAGAGAACGAGUCUGUAGUGCCAGUUAUAUACUCUGUCAUAUCAGAAGCACACAGCGACCACCUGUCUCACAAUUCUCUGAGCCAAGAUCAGAAAGGAGGCGAGCACGGAGACUCAGGAUCAACCAGAAACGCAGAGCCAAAACCAAACAAAAAACAUCACCAAAGCAGUGACAGUGUAAACAGCCUGAACUUGUUAGAGAGCCACACUCCUGCAGGUAAAUGGCCUUUCAGAUGUGACAAGUGUGGAAAGGACUUGAAGCAUAAGUCAUCACUGGAAAGACACCUGAGAAUCCACAUAGACAAGAAGCCGUAUGCUUGCAACGAGUGCGGGAAAAGAUUCAGUCGGACAUCAACGCUAAAAGCUCAUAUGACGCUCCACACCGGUGACAGACCGUAUUCCUGCAGCAUCUGUGAGAGGAGGUUCUGUCAGAAGUCAGAGUUCAGAAAGCACAUGAAAAUCCACACAGGAGAGAAACCAUAUACCUGCAGGACAUGUGGGAGAUCUUUCAGACGUAAUGCUGAAGUGACAGCCCACAUGAGAAGAGCUCACACAGGCGAGAAGCGGUUUGCGUGCGACACGUGUGGGAAAAGUUUUUACAACGCAUGUGACUUGAAUGCUCACAUGAGAACUCACACAGGUGAGACGCCGUACUGCUGCAAAACAUGUGGGAAAGGUUUCAAAUGGGGUAGCGGCCUGCUGGUUCACAUGAGGACUCACUCAGAUGAGAGGCCGUAUACUUGUAAUAUAUGUGGGAAACAUUAUAAAUGCAGCACUCACCUGAAAGGCCACAUGAGAAUCCACACAGGUGAGAAGCCGUAUACGUGCAAGACAUGUGGGAAAAAUUUCAGACUGAGCUGUGCCUUAAAGGUUCAUAUGAGAUUACAUGCAGGUGAGAGGCCGUACGUCUGCAAGACCUGUGGGAAAACAUUCGUUAUCAUGGGGAAUUUGAAAAAGCACAUGACGGUCCACACAGAUGAGAAGCCGUAUUCCUGCAAAUCAUGUGGCAAAGAUUUCAGACAUAACUGUGCUUUGAAAUUACACUUGAAGAGGAAGAAGCUUUGCCGUUCUGAACUUGUGGGAAAAGAUUAGCAUUGAAAAGGCACAUGAGCAGCCACACAGGUGAGAAGCUGUAUACUUGCAAAACAUGAGAGAUGGUGUUCCACGUGAUGCUGCAACUAAUCAGUCUGAGCAAUGAGAGGAGUGUGGGCAAUGAACGUUUUCCUGAUUUCAUGUGCGGGGUUCCCUCACAGGUUUAUGGACAAACAUCAAAACUUUUCAAAGGCUUAUAAUAAAAUUUACUUUUUGUUUUUUAUUUUGACUCUUCCCAAAGCUACAGAGAUUUUUACCUGAACUUCCCAGAGUGACCAGUGGAAAAUUAGUUAUUAGAUUUUUAAAACAUACCCUUUGAUGUUUGAAUAUUAAAAGCUGAAGACAAACUCCUGGAGUUGAAAAAGUUGCUGGUUAGUUUGUGCCAACGGUUUAUUUUUAGCCAAAUUUAAAAUGUAGAAUAAAGUGAUGUGAUGAAAUGUCAAGAUGAAACUCAGAUUUAGUGACAUUUUUUCCUGACAGAAGCAUUUGUUGCACAUGAGGUGUUCAAGGACCGUUGUAUUUUUGAAAAUAUAACAAUAAUUUCUGUUUUUACAGUUUCUGGCUGUGAGAAAUUGUGUAAUUUUGGCAAAACAUGCAUCCCAAACCCGCUCGCAUGUUUUCUUUGAAAUUAAAAAAUAUAUAUAGCGGUGUUCCUGUGCUGUCAGAUUUGCCAAACCCUGUUCUUUUUUCUUAAACCCAACCAUGUGCUUUUGUUGCCUAAAUCCAACCAUGUGCGUUCGAAAAGAAAAAACGCCAUACGCAGUGUCUUAAAGAAGUCUUAAAGAAAGAAGAAAAUUUUUACAUGAUAAAUUAUUCACAAAAAAUGGACAUUUUUUACAAAGAAGACAUGACUCCCACUGCAUGCUUUGUUUCAAAUUUUUAAAGAAAAAAAUAAAUAUUUCUAACAAAGAAAAUUCAAGAAAAAAAAAUGUAGAAUUUAAAAUCAAAAACUUAUUUGUAUUUAAUUUUUAGAGAAAAUAUGCAGGUGGGUUUGUGAGGCAUGUUUUCUUUAGUAAAAUAAAUACAAAAUAGAAUCUCUGUGACCAUUCACACAAUGAUGGACAAUUUGGGAUUCAUGAGCCCUAGUGUAAAAUCACACUGUCAUUACAUUAUAUUAGAAAAUAAAUACAUUUGCUGUUACGUUACAUUAUGUGGAAAGAUAUGCUCUGAAGAUUACUGUAAACAUUAUACACAACAAAAUUCCAUGCCUUUUCCAGGUUUUCUAUGACUGUGGGAACCCUGCAUGUGUGUAUUCUGACAUGAGCUUUGUAAGGUGGUGAUUCAAGAAUACCACAUUACACCUUAAGUCUCAGACUAUAACCAUAGACUGUGUUAUUAUUAUAUUAGUCUUAUUUUAUUAGUUUUCUCCUGUGUUGUUUAAUACUGCAUUUCAGUACAGAACUUCCUUUGUAAUAAGUUUACAUUUGUGUUCUAGUUUCUACUGUUAUAGUUUCCUUGGUAAUUAAUGAAUGUGAAUGCUGCUGUAUGUGUUCUGUACAUCUUCAAUAAAAAUCAAUUCAUAAAAAAGUGCUCAG
This is a messenger RNA of Epinephelus fuscoguttatus (brown-marbled grouper), 3149 nucleotides long. RefSeq names its product zinc finger protein 501-like. Lineage: Eukaryota; Metazoa; Chordata; Actinopteri; Perciformes; Serranidae. The record is from RefSeq and is a predicted model, not a curated record. Gene Ontology annotation, biological process: regulation of transcription by RNA polymerase II. Gene Ontology annotation, cellular component: nucleus. Gene Ontology annotation, molecular function: RNA polymerase II cis-regulatory region sequence-specific DNA binding; DNA-binding transcription factor activity, RNA polymerase II-specific. The transcript is spliced from 3 exons. Bases 109 to 1614 code for a protein of 501 amino acids.